CCCCACCCACCCCUCCCCUUCCGCGAGAUUUCGCCAAUUUCUCGCCCUCAAUUUCCCCACCAAUUCGCCAGCCUCCAUUCGCCUCGCCCGCGAUGAUGCUGGUCGCCAAGGAGUUCGGCAUCUCGCCGCCGCCAGCGGUGGCGCCGCGCCGGAGGGUGGCCUCGUGGGCCUUCGCUGCGCCCGGCGGUGGGGUGGGGGAAAACCUUUGGCUGCGGACGGUGGGAGGAGCCGCUUCCACCGCCGCCGAGGGGUUCGGGAGCCACAGCCACGAGAGCGACAUGGAUUUGGCGAUGCUCGUCAGCGACUUCCUCGAGAACGGCGGCAGCGGAGGCGGGGACUCGCGCGGCAGCAGCGACAGCGACUCCGGCCUCUUAGACCUCGCCCACCUCACAGAUAACAUCUCGAUGUACAAGCAAGGUGGAGAUGAGAAAGAAAAUGAGCUGCUCUCCAUGGUCCACUCUCUACUGUUCUCUAUCCAUGAGUCAGAGCUUCAGGCUUUCACAAGAGGUCAGUGCAGUGGCAGUUGCAUCCGCCAUUUACUUGUGAAGCUCUUGAGAUACUCGGGAUAUGAUGCGGCAGUUUGCACAUCCAAAUGGCAGGGGUUUGACAAGAUACCUGGAGGUGAUCAUGAGUACAUUGAUGUCAUAAUGAGCAAUGAUCCUGCAGGCCCAGAGCGUUUGAUCAUUGAUAUCGACUUCAGGAGCCACUUUGAGAUUGCCAGGGCAGUUGAUUCCUAUGGCACUCUGUUGAACUCGCUUCCCGUGGUCUAUGUUGGCACGCUUCCCAGACUGAAGCAGUUCCUGCAUGUGAUGGUAGAUGCUGCAAAAUGGUCCCUGAAGCAGAACUCUAUGCCCCUGCCUCCUUGGAGAUCCUUGUCUUAUCUCCAAGCAAAAUGGCACUCCAAGUAUGAGAGGAAAGACUUAAAUGCUGAGCAGGACUUCGACGGUACAGGUUCAGAUCAUGCACUGUGCAUUGGGCACCUGAAGAGGCUGAAAUCCUCUCUGCAGUCAGAACUUGAUACCGGAAGAUUGCAGAUGAUGUCAAUCAAAGCUGACAAGAAGAGGAUGCCAAAGUUUGAGAGGCGGCGGAGGCGUUCCCUUCUCAGUUGUUGAUACAUAUCUGCGCUCCUUGAAUACAGAAGAAUACCGAGGAAAAAGAGCAGUAGCUCGACAUUUCUCUCUUCACGAAAGGAAAGAAAUGAGGUUCCUUUUGCAGGUUUUGGAGUUUACAGAUAAGGUGAAAUAGGUGGUGGAUACUGACAGGUCAUGAGAUGAGAGUGGAGACAACAUGCCAGGAUUUUUCAAGAAGAAAAAUACAAAAAAAAUCUUUUUUGGAUUUGGUUUUUGUUCUUUCGGCAAAGAUGGAUAUGCUAGUGGUGAAUCUGCUUCAUACCCUGUACAAUUGAGAGUUACUACAAAAUUUCCCCCCUUAUUGAUUUUUUGGUCAUACAGUUGUUCCCUUUACCUUGUUCCUUUGAAGCACACUUUCUCUUUUUCCCUUGUAGCAGAGAGGUUGAUACACACUGUUGAUUCCCACUUUGUAAUUGUAAAAGUUGAAUCACACGCUGUAUUGGGAGAAAGAGAAAGAGUAUAUCUUUUGCUUCAUGUGCUUAUGAAGCAGAUUCUUCCCGUUACAGAAUUUAAUAUAUGUUUUGCUUA
Messenger RNA from Phragmites australis (common reed), 1658 nucleotides. RefSeq lists its product as uncharacterized. The transcript is spliced from 3 exons. Bases 93 to 1112 code for a protein of 339 amino acids. The record is from RefSeq and is a predicted model, not a curated record. NCBI's taxonomy places the organism in Eukaryota, Viridiplantae, Streptophyta, Magnoliopsida, Poales, Poaceae.